AUGACUGACAGAUACGAAGACGUACUCCCCCCACCCACCUACGAGACGGGUGGAAGUGGUCACCUGAUGAGCUCCCUGUUGCAGAUGCCGCCGCCAUUGCAUUCGUCCUCCAUCAACAACGACGUCUUCGACGACAUGAUCAACUCGCACCUGGCGUCGCUCGGCAAUGGAUGCUCACUUCCUGUCAGCUCGUCUCUCUCACAGUAUUCUCACAUGAUCAACACGCAAAGCUUCUCAGGUACGCAUUUGUCAGAAACCGAUCAGGAUAAACAGGCAAUUUACGCCCACCCACUGUUUCCCCUUCUUGCGCUCAUUUUUGAAAAAUGUGAGCUGGCGACUUGCGCGAGAAAGGUGGCGGGUGACCCUAUUUGCUCUUCUGAAUCAUUCAAUGAAGAUCUAGAAUUAUUCGGUAAAGAGCUGGCUGCUAACGGCGGCUCGAUAUUCACGAACAAUCAAGAAGUAGACAAUAUUAUCAUUCAGGCUAUUCAGAACUUCCGUUUUCACUUACUAGAGCUCGAAAAAGUGCACGAACUCUGUGAUAAUUUCUGUGAACGCUAUAUAACGUGCUUGAAGGGGAAAAUGCCCCAAGAUUUAAACGUAGACGCUCAAGGCGAUGACGAUGAUGCUUCAUCUAAACUUUCAAAUAGUGCUUUUGAUCCUACAGAUGACGAUAGCGGCUCAGACCACCGACCGUCCUCCGUCGGCUCCACCAAUUUCCUGGAAAUGGAUGACGUAGCGUCCGCAACGCCGAGCGAGUUUCCGACGAUGUCACAGCCUGCGGCCAGCUUAACGAGCGGUGUUGAGCCGACGGGAGCGACGAAUGAGCCGGCUGUCGUCGUCAAAACGGAGUCAAAAGCACCGCCCAAGGGGCGCGGUAUUAAACGCGAGCGCGAAGAUAGUGAGGAGUAUAGCAGAGGUUCGGAAGAAAGUAACGGUGACAAUAAUUGUGAAUCUUCGUCCGGUUCCGGUGGAAAACAGGCUGGAAAGGGAGCGAAACGGCAGAAGAAGCGCGGAAUAUUCUCAAAGACAGCCACAAACAUCCUGCGUGCGUGGCUGUUCCAACAUUUGCAGCACCCGUAUCCAUCUGAGGACCAAAAGAAACAGCUUGGUGCUGAAACUGGACUUACAAUCUUGCAAGUGAACAACUGGUUCAUUAACGCCAGACGGCGUAUUGUGCAGCCAAUGAUCGACCAGACUAACAGGAACGGCCCCGUGCCGCACUCACAUCCGGGUUACUACCCGGAAACCGCGUCUCCCAUGGAUAACCAGCUUGGGCAGUCGUCUGCCCACCACAGACUCUCUAGUCACAUGACCGGAAGUAUACCAGUUAGCACCAUGGGAAAUGGACUCUCUAGUCAGUACGGCAGCGGUCUGCACAGCUCCAUGUCUCACAUGCCCGGGGGGUACUCGAGCAGUAUUUCCGGAAGUGAGCACUACGACCCACUGAAGCCGGUUUACCCAACCCCCACUUACAUGGACAGCUCGGUCUCCAGGUACAACUCAAUGAUGGGGGGAAUGGGGAUGCCGUGUUACACCGGAAAUGACAUGUACGCCAACCCAUCUCUGGGCGCUCCUACCUACUACAACCUGCCCCCAACCGAACUCUAGUGUCUCACUAGCAAAAACAUGUGAAGCUAUGGAUCAGGUGCGAAUGCUGUCAUAGUGUAAUUGAAACGGAAGGUGUUUCGUGCGUAACUGAACAUUUAAAGAGCAUAAUUGCAGUUUUCGACUGUUUGAUUUGUUUUGUGUGUGAAAAAAAUAUGAUUGUUACAGUUUGAAAAGUGUCAUACUAUACAUUAGCUACCAAGUGUCAAGAUAUUGUGAGGAGAAAAAUGCAACGUUUUCCGCUAAACUUGUGGCUUUUCUUGCACGGUGAUUUAAUUUAAUUAACGUUGAUAUUAGUAGUCUGUUAUUCAUUUGACUCUGUUGCGGGGAUGAUUUAUGGCAAACAUUCCAAACAAUGAACGCUUGUUUAAGUCGAAAAAUAAUUUAGCUCGCUAAAUUUGUAACUUUCAAAGAUGUAUAAAUUAAUUAAACCUGGCAGUGUUAAUAUAGCCAUAAAUUGUCCUCGUGAGUGUGUUUCGUUGUGAAUGCAGAGCAAUAGUA
Messenger RNA from Dreissena polymorpha, 2106 nucleotides. RefSeq names its product homeobox protein Meis1-like. Gene Ontology annotation, molecular function: RNA polymerase II cis-regulatory region sequence-specific DNA binding; DNA-binding transcription activator activity, RNA polymerase II-specific. The transcript has a single exon. The coding region runs from base 1 to 1608 and encodes 535 amino acids. Gene Ontology annotation, biological process: positive regulation of transcription by RNA polymerase II; eye development; positive regulation of cell population proliferation. Lineage: Eukaryota; Metazoa; Mollusca; Bivalvia; Myida; Dreissenidae. The record is from RefSeq and is a predicted model, not a curated record.